UCUUUGUAAUCUGUGAACGCUUCCCGUGGAACGUAGGCAACAAGGUGGCCAUAUGUGUUAGUAAAAACACUGGAAGGUGCUUCUCAAAAGAAACAGUUCUCAACAACCUUAGUGUCGUCACAGAAAGGAAUGGUCACUCAACUUGGAGAAAAUGGAGGUGAAUACUGGAAAUUCCUGUUACAAUGAAAAGCAAUCUUUAGUUCAUUCUAAAUCUACCAAUGAAGAAAAAAGGCCUGCAGAAAAAGAAUCGAGCACUCCUGUAUUUGUUAAUUAUGCUGCAAUUGCUUGGCAUGAGAGUAGAAAAAAGUGGGUUGGUGAUCAGCGGAUGCAAAGAAUGGCAAAGGAUCCAAUCAUAAGCUGGUCAACAGCAUAUGAAGAUCUGCUUUCGACGCAUGACUCUUUUCCUGAGCCAAUCCCCUUAACUGAAAUGGUAGACUUUUUAGUUGAUAUAUGGCAUGAUGAAGGCCUCUUCGAUUAGACAGUGCGGAGACAGAUUAAAGUUGAAGAAGUCGUGAAAACCCCUUACAGUCCCUAAAUAUAAUCUAAUUUCAUAUAGAUGAUCUGAUACAUGAGGUGGGAAAGCAUUGCUAGGAACAAAAGGAAAAUCCUUUUUCAUCUUCUUAAUUCUUUGCAUUGUAAAAUCUAGAUAUUGUACAACAUUACCUCUUCAAUUGUUGGGGAAAAAAAUUAAUGUAAUCCCACUCAGUUCUAAUUCUGAACUAUGACUAUGAAUAUUUAAAGGAGAAGUUAGUUGUA
This is a messenger RNA of Prunus mume (Japanese apricot), 756 nucleotides long. RefSeq names its product zinc finger protein. The record is from RefSeq and is a predicted model, not a curated record. Lineage: Eukaryota; Viridiplantae; Streptophyta; Magnoliopsida; Rosales; Rosaceae.